This is a messenger RNA of Haemorhous mexicanus (house finch), 884 nucleotides long. It is a transcript of the gene NUDCD2, whose product is annotated as NudC domain containing 2. Gene Ontology annotation, cellular component: cytoplasm. Gene Ontology annotation, biological process: protein folding. The record is from RefSeq and is a predicted model, not a curated record. The transcript has 4 exons. Lineage: Eukaryota; Metazoa; Chordata; Aves; Passeriformes; Fringillidae. The coding region runs from base 155 to 628 and encodes 157 amino acids.
GCCGGCGGUGCGCGUGCGCGGGGCGGGCGCGGGGAGCGCGGAGCGGUGCGGGACUCAGUCACGCCGUGUGGGACCCACUCGGUGUGUGCGGGGCUCACUCACUGUGCGCCGGGCUCUGUGCGCAUCGCGGAGCCGGCCGCUGCCGCCGUGUCCCAUGUCGGCUCCGUUCGAGGAGCGCAGCGGGGUGGUGCCCUGCGUGACGCCCUGGGGCCGCUGGUACCAGACGUUGGAGGAGGUGUUCAUCGAGGUGCGCGUCCCGCCGGGCACCCGCGCCAAGGACGUGCGCUGCAGCCUGCGGAGCCGGCACAUCGCCCUGGCCGUGGGCGGGCAGGAACUGCUGCAGGGUAAACUUUUUGACUCUACAGUAACUGAUGAAGGAACAUGGACCUUAGAAGACAGGCAGCUGAUACGAAUUGUUCUAAUGAAGACAAAUAGAGAUGCUGGAAAUUGUUGGACCUCUCUGUUAGAAAAUGAAUAUGCUGCUGAUCCUUGGGUACAGGACCAGAUGCAAAGGAAACUUACACUGGAGCGAUUCCAAAGAGAAAACCCUGGGUUUGACUUCAGUGGGGCAGAAAUUUCUGGAAACUACAGCAAAGGAGGACCAGACUUUUCUAGUCUUGAAAAGUGAACUUUUUAUAUGUGACCCUUUAGACAAAUUACAAUUUACAGUUAAGGACUGGAAUCAUGUAACUGUUGAAGACUUCAGUGAUCUCUUCAGCGGAUUGUUGUCAAAAGUAAUUACUUCAGUGAAGAGAAAGAAGAUCUUUUCCAGCAGACUGAAGACAAAAUGUUACCAGCUGAUUUAUAAGCUGUGAUAACUUUAAGAUACUAAGGCACAAACUAUAGAGAAAAGUGUACAUAAAAAGUAACGUCUUUAAGCAGAA